CUGGUUUCCAAACCGAGCAGCACAUUAUACCACUAAUCACACACACUACCCACCACCAUCAUGGCAACCCUCCUCUUCAGCUUCGGCGGUCUCUUCCAAGUCUCCGUCCUCCUCAUAAACUCCCUCGCAGUCCUCUCCGAAGACCGCUUCCUCGCACGAAUCGGCUGGGGUUCCUCCCAACAACAACAACAAUUCGAACCGAGCUUCGGCGGAGGAGGAGGCAUGCAAGACCCGACAUCGCUCUCGGCAAAAAUGAGCAAUUUGAUCAAUUCCGUGCGAACCCUGAUGAGGAUUCCUCUGAUCUUUUUGAACGUUCUGAUUAUUAUCUGGGCGGUGGCUUUUGGAUGAGGUUUGAGAAAUGGGGCGCUGGGGGGAAGUUCAUCAGUUACAAAAGAGAGGGAGAGAGGAGGCCAGAGAGAGAGAGGAGAAGAGGGAGAGAGAGAGAGAGAGAGAUUGAGGAGUGGAGAGAAAGAGAAAAAGGAUAUAAUUAUGGCAUGACAUGGCAUGGGAUGGAUUGAGCGGUGCACGUGAAGAUGAGGAUGAAAGAUGAAAGAUACCCAAGACACGCGCCGCGGAGGAGGAUAUGCCAUGCCCUGCCCUGCAAUGCCACGAUAAGCAAUACCAAAGACAAAGAGGUCAAGUUCAACAAGGAUACCCUCAUGCAAAAAAGCAUAUGAGCUUUCACUAUGGAAGAUAAGAGAUGGAGAUGACGCGCAAUCAGCAACAAGUACAGGAUAUCACAGCCGAGAGGGAGAAGGGGGGAGAGAGGAAACGGAGAGAGAGAG
This is a messenger RNA of Sphaerulina musiva SO2202, 785 nucleotides long. RefSeq names its product Yos1-like protein. The coding region runs from base 61 to 348 and encodes 95 amino acids. NCBI's taxonomy places the organism in Eukaryota, Fungi, Ascomycota, Dothideomycetes, Mycosphaerellales, Mycosphaerellaceae. Gene Ontology annotation, biological process: endoplasmic reticulum to Golgi vesicle-mediated transport. The transcript has 3 exons. Gene Ontology annotation, cellular component: endoplasmic reticulum membrane; Golgi membrane; COPII-coated ER to Golgi transport vesicle. The record is from RefSeq and is a predicted model, not a curated record.